Guillardia theta CCMP2712 is the source of this 1104-nucleotide messenger RNA. RefSeq lists its product as hypothetical. NCBI's taxonomy places the organism in Eukaryota, Cryptophyceae, Pyrenomonadales, Geminigeraceae. Gene Ontology annotation, molecular function: 5'-3' DNA exonuclease activity; damaged DNA binding. Gene Ontology annotation, biological process: interstrand cross-link repair; double-strand break repair via nonhomologous end joining; protection from non-homologous end joining at telomere. The transcript has 5 exons. Bases 1 to 1104 code for a protein of 367 amino acids. The record is from RefSeq and is a predicted model, not a curated record.
AUGAACAAGGAGAGGAGGGGGAAGGAGGUGGCAGGGCUAGAGGGGAGGGUACUGGUCGACGGCUUCAAGUAUGCAGACAAGCAGGUAGAGGCCUUCUUUCUCUCCCACUUCCAUGGCGAUCACUACGACGGCCUCUCGGAGAACUUCGAUGGUCCCGGGAGGAUCUACUGUACCAAGACUACAGGGGACCUGGUGGUUCAAGAGCUGAAGGUCAGGAAGGAACUGGUCGUGUGCUAUGAGUAUGGAGAAUCUGCGCAUGUAUGUGGAGCUAAGGUCACCUUCCUGGACGCGAAUCAUUGUCCAGGAGCUGCGCUUUUGCUAUUUGAGUUGGAAGACGGUACGGUUCACUUACACACAGGGGACAUGCGAUAUGACAAGAAGAUGAAGGAGUAUCCUGAGCUUGUCUGUAGGAGAGGGCUCAUCGACCGCGUGUACUUGGAUACUACUUACUGCCAUCCCAAGCACGUGUUUCCUGGACAAGACAAGUCCAUCGACAUCAUUGCGUCAGACCAAGAAGCAAUCGAUGGAGCACAAGAGAAUCGAGAUGGAGAUGAUCCAAGUCGUCGUCUUGUUCUUCUCAGUGCAUACAAGAUUGGCAAAGAGCGCGUGAUAUGCGAGGUUGCUCGAAGAGCCAAGGCGAAAGUUUACGUCGAUGAAGCCAAAAUGCGUGUGAUGAGAUGUUUGAGAAUGUCUGAAGAAGAUCUCUCUGUCUUCACCUGCAACAUGAGGGAGAGUCAAAUUCACAUCUGCAGGAUGGGAUUUGCGGGGGAUAUUUGGCCAUUUUUCCGUCCAAACUUUGUGAAUAUCGAGCGGUACAUCAAAGACAACGAUCUUCCCUUCACUUCCUGCAUGGCAUUCAUUCCCACGGGUUGGGCUGAUAGCAGCAACUACAACAAGAAGAAUUCGUUGCAAUUCAAGGGGAACUUUUCUGUCAAGUGUGUCCCAUACAGCGAGCACUCAAAUUACAAUGAACUCGUCGAAUUUGUUGAAUUCCUAAGACCGAGGAACGUGUUCCCAACCGUCUUCACUGAUGAGAAGGUGAGAAGAGGAGGAGGAAUCGCCUGCUGGUUCUCCUUAUAUCUUCUCAGGCACGCCGGACAAUGA